AUGCGCAACUUCGCAGCUCUGGGUCUGCUCGGCGCAGCCGCCCUGGCCGCCGCUUCCGACGUUGUCGACCUUAAGCAGGAUACCUUCAAGGGUUUCGUCGAGGAGAACGACCUCGUCCUCGCAGAGUUCUUCGCCCCCUGGUGCGGACACUGCAAGGCUCUUGCACCCGAGUACGAGGAGGCCGCCACAACCCUCAAGGAGAAGAACAUUGCCCUGGCCAAGAUCGACUGCACCGAGGAGGCCGACCUCUGCCGCGACCACGGUGUUGAGGGCUACCCAACCCUCAAGGUCUUCAGAGGCCUCGACAAUGUCUCCCCUUACAGCGGCCAGCGCAAGGCCCCUGCCAUCGUCUCGUACAUGACCAAGCAGUCCCUCCCCGCCGUUUCCAUCGUCGACAAGGCCACCAUUGAGGACUUCAAGACCGCCGACAAGGUCGUCCUGGUCGGUUACUUCGCCGCCGACGACAAGGCUUCCAACGAAACUUUCACCGCUGCCGCCAACGGCCUCCGCGACAACUUCCUUUUCGGUGCCACCAGCGACGCCGCUUUGGCCAAGGCCGAGGGUGUCAAGCAACCCUCGAUCGUUCUCUACAAGAGCUUCGACGAGGGUAAGAACACCUUCGACGAGAAGUUCACCAAGGAGGCCAUCACCACCUUCGCCAACACUGCCUCCGUUCCUCUGAUCGGUGAGGUCGGCCCCGAGACCUACUCUACCUACAUGGCUGCUGGUAUUCCUCUCGCCUACAUUUUCGCCGAGACUCCCGAGGAGCGCGAGACUCUUUCCGCCUCCCUCAAGUCGGUCGCCGAGAAGCACAAGGGCAAGGUCAACUUUGCUACCAUCGACGCCAAGGCCUUCGGCCAGCACGCUGGUAACCUCAACCUCGAGGUCGGCAAGUGGCCCGCCUUCGCCAUUCAGGACACUCAGAAGAACCAGAAGUUCCCCUUCGAGGGCACUGACCUCUCCGAGAAGAAGAUCGCCAAGUUCCUCGACGAAUUCACUGCUGGCAAGGUCGACCCCAGCAUCAAGUCCGACCCCAUCCCCAAGAAGAACGACGGCCCCGUCACCAUCAUUGUCGCCAAGAACUACGACGAGAUUGUCAUGAACGCCGACAAGGAUGUUCUGGUUGAGUUCUACGCCCCCUGGUGCGGUCACUGCAAGUCCCUUGCUCCCAAGUACGAGGAGCUCGGUGAGCUGUUCAAGCCCCACUCCAACAAGGUCACCAUCGCAAAGGUCGAUGCCACCACCAACGACGUCCCCGACGAGAUCCAAGGUUUCCCCACCAUCAAGCUCUUCCCCGCUCACGGCAAGGGUGAGCCCAUUGAGUACAGCGGUGCCCGCACCGUCGAGGACCUCGCCGCCUUCAUCACCGAGAACGGUAGCCACAAGAUUGCCGCUGACGCCAAGAGCGACGACGUCGAGACUGAGGGUAUGCCCAAGCAGGCUGAGGCUGCCACUGAGGGUGUCGCCGCUAGAGUCGCCGGUGCCGUCAAGGAUGCAGUUGUCGAGCAGGCUGGCGAGGCUGCUGCCGUCCUCAAGGACGGUCUCAUGGACAGCGAGGGCGACAUGGGUGAGCACGAUGAGCUUUAA
Molecule: messenger RNA, 1587 nt
Organism: Aureobasidium namibiae CBS 147.97
Lineage: Eukaryota; Fungi; Ascomycota; Dothideomycetes; Dothideales; Saccotheciaceae
Product: protein disulfide-isomerase
Exons: 4
Coding region: 1-1587 (528 amino acids)
Biological process (GO): response to endoplasmic reticulum stress; protein folding
Cellular component (GO): endoplasmic reticulum
Molecular function (GO): protein disulfide isomerase activity
Source: RefSeq, a predicted model, not a curated record